AGAGAAAAGGGGGGGAUGGGAAGCAAGGCAGGAGGGGGAGGGGCCUCGGCGAGCCCAGAAAAACGACAACGCGAGAAAAAUUAGUAUUUUUGCACUUCACAAAUUAAUGACCAUGAGCUCGUUUUUGAUAAACUCUAACUACAUCGAGCCCAAGUUCCCUCCCUUCGAGGAGUACGCGCAGCACAGCGGCCCGGGCAGCGGAGACAGCGGCCCGGGCGGGGGGCCCAGCUACCAGCAGCCCCCAGCGCCCGCGGCCCAGCACCUGCCGCCGCAGCAGCCCCAGCUUCCCCAUGCGGGCAGCGGGCGCGAGACCCCUGCCUCCUACUACGCGCCGCGGGCGGCCCGCGAGCCCUCCUACCCCGCGGCCGCGCUCUACCCUGUACACGGUGCUGCCGACACCGCCUAUCCCUAUGGCUACCGCUCCGGUGCCAGCCCUGGGCGGCAGCCGCAGUCCGAGCAGCCCACGGCGCACACCAAGGGUCCAGCGCACGGCCUGCAUGCGAGCCAUGUCCUGCCGCCCGGGCGGCAGCUCCCUCCGCAGCCUCCCCCGCAGCAUCGCGCGGCGCCCCCUGCGCCCCCACGGCGCUGCGAGGCGGCCCCCGCCACCCCGGGCAUCCCAGCAGGGGGCAGCGCCCCCGCGUGCCCGCUGCUCCUGGCCGACAAGAGCCCGCCGGGCCUGAAGGGCAAGGAGCCCGUGGUGUACCCCUGGAUGAAGAAGAUCCAUGUCAGCGCCGUCAACCCCAGUUAUAACGGAGGGGAGCCCAAGCGUUCUCGAACCGCCUACACCCGGCAGCAGGUCUUGGAGCUGGAGAAGGAGUUCCACUUUAAUCGCUACCUGACCCGGCGGCGCCGCAUCGAGAUCGCCCACACGCUCUGCUUGUCCGAGCGCCAGGUCAAGAUCUGGUUUCAGAACCGGAGGAUGAAGUGGAAGAAAGAUCACAAACUGCCCAACACUAAGAUGCGAUCCUCCAGCUCGGCCUCAGCCUCAACGGGCCCGCCAGGGAGAGCACAAACUCAGAGUCCACACCUGCAUCCCAACCCCCACCAGGGCGCCUCCACACCCAUUCCCUCUUCCAUAUAAUCUCCUAGAGAUCUAGACGAGUUUCUUUUCCUCCCCUCCUUUUCUUCUCUCUUCUACCCUUUCCCCCAUCCACCCUCCCCGUCUGGACCAUAAAAGACCCCAAAACGAAACCCACCUUGGUGAAAAGGAUAAUAAAAAAAAGAAGACAUUACCCCGGUAAGAGCGUAUGUUAGUUGCUACCCAAGAGAGGACAAUGGCCACGAUGCUGGCUGGUGGAACAACCUAUUGGCCUGAAUAAGACUGCUAGGUUUGGGUACCCUGAGAAGGACCACUGCAUCAAAUACUUCUGAGAUGGCUAAAGUCAGCAAAGCAGCCUAUGCUGACUGAGGACAUGUACAUGAAUACUUGUUGCAAGCAGAAGAAAACACCCUUUUCCCAACUUCCUUACAUCCUCCUCCCCCAUUAAGGAAGCUCUCAUACAAGCUUGUGUUGAACUGAAUAUAUGAGUAGACAUUGUGGACCUCACAAGAUUAUUUAAUUCUCAAAAUGUGGCAGUUGAUGUGACACAUGUUAGUUUCCCUUCCUUGCGUUUAUUUAAAAUACUGUUAACAGAGAUACUGGUGUCUUAUUCUAAGACACAAUCUUGAGGGAGAGGAGAGUGCAUUUAGACCCAUGUGCAUUGUACAAAUUGUGGUGUGGCUAUAUAAAAAGCCAUGUGCUAAGAAUAAACUCCGUUUAAAAAAACAUUGAAGUUCUAAGACAGGAUUGUGUGUUUCCUAAUUUAAUUUUAAAAAAGAAACAAGUUCUCUGGAUUGAGAUGCUUGACUUGCAUGUAAAAAUUUUGUAGAUGGCUUGAGGUGUGUUCACUUGGACUGAUUGUCCCAUAAUUUGUGUCAGUGUGUUCAACUUGAGCUGAACUCUUGUUAAGUUUGACCCACUGUGGGAAAAGUUCCAAAGAGCAGAAAGGCUCUUGAGUUCUGAGAGGGCUCCUCUUCUUCCCAAACUUGGCCAGGCUUUCAGCCUUCAAGUCUCUGUAAGGCACAGAAACGCGUCCUUCCCUGCAAUGAAAGAUGAAACCAUGCAGUACUGUGGCCCAGGAGUUUCUGCAGCUGUUCUACAUGCUGAACACCAAGCACACUUGGAAAGAAGUAGUCCCUUUGGUAUUUAUUGCACCUUCACAUUUAAUCUGCCUGUUUCCAUGGAAAUAAAAAAUAGUUUGUGCAAAGGGUUGAGAUUGCUUUUUGUUUCUUGGCUGUUUUUAAGGUUCUUUUCUUCCCUAGCUCCAGCUUGGGAAUUUUUGUUUGCUUUUCUGUUUCUUUUCUUUCUUUCUUUCUUUUUUUUUUAAAGGAAAAGCUUUCAAAAUAAACUGAGUUUUCUCAGUACACCCUCCAGAGUUUCUCCUGAGAAAUGAAAAAGCGUAAUGACAUCCCAAACCACACCCCAAGCAAGGCAGACCUGGGAGUAUUCAGUGCUGGCAGAAAGCCAAACUCUCAGCUAGGGUCACUUUCCUUAAAUGUGCUUAGAUCCCAAAGGUUGAAAAUCAAAACCCACUUCUCAGUCUGGAUAGCCUCAGUAUUUGUUUACUGAUUUACAAAUCAGUAAAGAGGAUUUAGACUUGGUAGUCACUGAAGGGAGUACUUUGAUGCAGAAAACCAACAAUGCUAGCCUCAGAAUAUUAGAACUGUCACCUGGCCUUGAAUGAGUGCAGUUUUUAGUUCAUGUAAUAAUUUUGGCAGAGAUUGGAGUAGGCACUAAUCUACCUUUGCAAUAUCAGAGGAAUUUUAAGAACGUUUUUCCAUCAAUAGCAUACCUUUAGCCGGUGGUCAGGGCUGGUACCGCUUUCGCCUCUUCUGCCCUGUGUGUGAUACAGGCAUGGGUGAUCAGUUUGCUACCUAUGAACAAACCAGAUCUGAGAGGAAAAUGAUGGACACCAGUCUCUGAGGGGUCUCCACCUCUCCCCAGGAAAAUUCAGAGACAAAUAAAUACACUUGGUCCCACGUCGGGCCAAACCUGGCAUAAAGUGCAUUUUAUAAGGUGUGAACGGGUGCCAGGGAUUUCUGGAGGCGCUGCAACUGCUGCUGAAACUUACUGACCCUCCCUCUUCUACAGGAACUUGUAAAACGAAAUUAAAUCGCGCUGAAAAUAGCAAUUUUCCCGGGGAUCAUUAAUCACCUCAUACAAUAAAUACUUCUUUGUAAU
Molecule: messenger RNA, 3220 nt
Organism: Manis pentadactyla (Chinese pangolin)
Lineage: Eukaryota; Metazoa; Chordata; Mammalia; Pholidota; Manidae
Gene: HOXA4
Product: homeobox A4
Exons: 2
Coding region: 107-1081 (324 amino acids)
Biological process (GO): anterior/posterior pattern specification; embryonic skeletal system morphogenesis; regulation of transcription by RNA polymerase II
Cellular component (GO): nucleus
Molecular function (GO): DNA-binding transcription factor activity, RNA polymerase II-specific; RNA polymerase II cis-regulatory region sequence-specific DNA binding
Source: RefSeq, a predicted model, not a curated record